This is a messenger RNA of Suillus subaureus, 1032 nucleotides long. RefSeq lists its product as uncharacterized. NCBI's taxonomy places the organism in Eukaryota, Fungi, Basidiomycota, Agaricomycetes, Boletales, Suillaceae. The record is from RefSeq and is a predicted model, not a curated record. The coding region runs from base 1 to 1032 and encodes 343 amino acids. The transcript is spliced from 5 exons.
AUGUCUUAUCGCCCUGACGAAUCCAACACACAGAUCUAUGCUGAGGGCGCAUGGCUGCAGGGUGCCAUCGUCACUGGCGUCCUUUACGGCGUGGUCAUCGUCCUGUCUGCCAUGUGUUGGCGCUCCCUCUGGUCUCGCGCUCGAUCACAUGGUACUGGCUACAAGAUGAACAGAUUCCUCUUGUGCUAUGUCGCGUUCCUCUUUGCGAUUGGUACGAUAUAUGUAGCGUUCAACUCCCAGAUAACGCAAUUGGGCUUUAUUGACAAUCGUUUAUAUCCCGGAGGUCCUAGUGCAUACGAGGAGGCGACCUCGUCAGCUCCACUAAACACAGCUUUCGUGGUUUCGGAUUGGUGUGCGGACCUAUUGAUGAUCUGGCGGUGUACAGUAGUAUACAAAGAUACUAGAAUGUACUACGUCGUCGUUGGACUUGGAUCUCUUCUGUUCCUUGGAACUCUCAUCACAGGAACGCUCUGGCUUGUCAUUGUCUCAACACCAGUACAAUCUGUAAGCGGUUGGAUGUCCUUCUCCUUGCUCUUCCCAUACCUCUGCUUCUCCCUCGCCAUCAAUAUCUUCAUCAGUCUCCUCACUGUCAUGCGCCUUCUAUACCACCGCCACCGAAUAUCCAAGGUCCUUGGUUUAGGCCACGGCGCGAUGUACGCCAGUUUCGCAGCCAUCAUUAUCGAAUCUGCCGCCAUUUACUCGAUAUGUUCGCUCCUUUACCUCGUACCGUAUGCCCUCAACAGCCCGAUCUCAUAUGCAUUCAUGCAAUUACUAGGUGAGGCGCAGGUCAUUGCCCCACUCCUUAUUCUCUACCGCAUCGCAGUAGGCAAGGCCUGGAUGGCUCGCUCCAACACCCUCAUGGACGAAAACUCCAUCCCGUUGCAGCGGCAGUCGGACUUACCAAAGCCCCCAGCCGCUCCACUGAAUGUUGAGAUUUCCUUUCACCAGGAAAUCACCCGCGACGAAUCAAUACACUCUCCCAAGUUAUCAUACCCGAUGGAAUCUACCGAAGUCUUUGGUAGAGCGAUAUGA